CAUCGUUGCUCCGUUUGCCUUCAUACUACAAACAACACUGUCGACGGUAUGGCUAAGGGCCUUCUACGUCUCCCACAAUGUCAACCAAAACUGCCUUGAAGGCUGCCAAGGCUGCUCUGGAUGCUGGAGAUCAGGACAAAGCCAUCGCCGAAGCACAAAAGGUGCUUUCAUCAGAUCCGCAGAAUUACUUUGCCCGCCUCUUCCUUGCUCGAGCAUAUGAGUUGCAGGGAAACCCCGACGAGGCGGCCAGUACAUACGACGCCGCUGCAAAAUCAAAGCCUGACGACAGCCAAGCAUGGCUCGGGUUGUGCAGCGUUUACGAGAGCCAAAAUUCGCAGCGCGUCGACGAAUAUCGUGAGGCGGUCAUCAAAGUCGCUCUCCUCUUCGCAAAAGCAGACGAUCUUCACCGUUCUCAGACCGCUAUCGAUAAAUUCAUCUCAUUCGCCAAGAAGCAUGGCUCAAAAGCUCAGUACAAGCGAGCCCUCAAGUGUCUUCUCCCCGGCACUCCGAUCUACGAAUACCUCGAAGGCCGACUACCUCAUCCCUCGCAGACCUACAUUCGACUGGCGGAUAUGACCGAAACCGAGGAAGCGCAAAGGAUUAAGCAGGAAAUCGCAAACCGUCGCACCAGAAUAGGCGCCAAACUGGGCCAGGUUACCACAGAUGUCAAACGUGAAGUCUACUCCGAGAGCAACCUGUCACGGAUAUAUCAAGACAUCAUCGACUGGACCACCGCAGAUGAUGUGCGGCGGCAGUACGAGGAGAAGCUGCUCGAACGCGCGUACGACAUUCUGGUCAACUGUCCGCCGGAAGCGAAGGCCAAUCAACUUGACACCGUCUUGACCCUCGCGGAAGGCAUGGUCAUCAUCCACCACGAGUUCAAACUGGCAUGGGACCUUGUGCUGGAAUCGCGAGAUCUUGGCGACUUACAGCAACUGGACAGCAAUGUCUUGUAUGAGUACACAGCGCUGUUUCCGUCUUCUGGGCUGGGAAAGGUUCUCGAAGGCUGGCUCACCAGCGAGAUCUCUCCGUUUCCGAUCCAAGAGCAGUCAAAGGACGGAGAUGAGAUUGCAAAACCACUCGCACCCGAGGAUCGAUUGUUGGUCAUGACCGAAGGACUUGCCGAAACUGAGGCUUCUCCAUUGGCCCACCGACUCGUGGCUCAUUACCUGUUGCACCUCGAGGAGCACGAGAGCGCCGCCGAUACCUCCCGAAAAGGGCUACAGGCGGUCGCCACCGAAUCUUUGAAGAUGGGGCUGAGUAUGCAGAAUACCAAAGAUGCCUUGAACAGUGUCCUCGCCACAUCGCUCGUCUACCAUCAGGCACCACGACACCACGUUGAGGCGCGCAGACUCUUUGAAGACAUUCUGCAGCGAAAGCCAAAAUGGACGCCAGCACUCAUCGGCCUCGGCCUCAUCCUCGAAGAGAAUGAAGAAUAUGAUCGUGCAAUUGAUUUCCUUUCGCAAGCGCACAGAGAAGAGCCAAGUAACGUGCAAGUCGGCACAGAACUUGCAUGGUGUCGUGCACAAAAUGGCAGCUAUGCAGAAGCACAGCAAGAGCUCGAGGCUUAUCUUCCAGAUCUCAGCGCGAACAAUCCUCGAAGUCGAGAACUACGAGCACAAGUAUUGUAUCGGAUCGGAGUGUGCAUCUGGCAGCUCGAUAGCUCCAAGACCGCACGCAAAAGUCGGACAGGAGCGUAUGCCUCCUUCCUCUCUGCCAUCAAGACAAAUGCCAACUUUGCCCCGGCAUACACGAGCUUGGGAAUCUACUACACCGACUACUCCAAAGACCGCAAGCGAGGUCGCCAAUGCUUUCAAAAAGCGUUUGAACUGUCGCCAAACGAGACGGUAGCUGCAGAGCGACUUGCUCAAUCUUUCGCAGAUCAAGGCGACUGGGAGAUUGUAGAGGUCAUUGCGCAGCGUGUGGUCGACACUGGCAGAGCGAAGCCGCCGCCUGGAUCUAAGAGAAAAGGGCUGAGCUGGCCGUACUCAGCGCUUGGUGUGGUCCAGAUGAACCGGCAGGAAUAUCAGUUGGCCAUCACCUCUUUCCUAGCCGCUCUCCGAAUCAACCCGGAUGACUAUCAGUCAUAUGUUGGAUUGGGAGAGAGCUAUCAUAACUCGGGGCGAUACAACUCGGCUUUGCGUACCUUCAAUCACGCCCUGAAUCUCCGCGGACAGGAUGGAGUGUCCCUUGCCGGCGAAACGUGGUUUGCAGAGUACAUGCUGGCGAACGUCUACCGUGAGCUCGGCGAGUACGACGAAGCUAUUACCGGCUUGCGCAAUGUUUUGAAGCCUCGACCACACGAGUUUGGAGUCUUGACCUCGCUUCUGCAGACUCUGGUGGAGAAGGCCUGGAGAUGUCUCGAGACGGGCUUGUUCGGCCAAGCGAUUGCGGAGUCUCGUAAUGCGAUUCACAUUGCCGUGGAUAUCGUUUCGGAGCAUCCCUCAUCUUUCAACAUGUGGAAGGCUGUGGGUGACGCUUGCGUGGUCUUUUCCUGGGUGCAGUCUGAUGAUGCGAAGUUUCCGACUGAUGAGCUACGCCAGCUCCUGCACAUCAGCUUGGAUGACUCGUCGUUUCGUGCCCUUGCAGAGGUCGACUCCGUGACGCUGAAGACCUUCGCGACUGACGGUGACGAGAAACAGACUUCCAAUCUGAGCGCAGCCAUCGUUGCCGGUAUUCUCGCGUUCAAACGUGCCAUUGAUUGCUGCACGCAUGACCCUCAUGCCCAAGCGGUUGCUUGGUACAACCUGGGUUGGGCGGAACAACGCGCGUACAGCUACAGCACAGCAUCUUCCGGAAGGCAAUACCUGAAAGCAGCGGUACGUUGUUUCAAACGAGCCAUCGAACUGGAAGCCGGUAACUCCGAGUUUUGGAAUGCUCUGGGAGUCGUCACGAGUAGCCUGAAUCCAAAGGUGGCGCAGCAUUCGCUCAUCCGCUCGCUUCAUCUCAACGAAAUGAACGCGAGAGUGUGGACGAACCUCGGCGUGCUAUACCUGUCGCAAAAUGAUCAUGAGCUCGCGCACCAAGCCUUUGGUCGCGCGCAGUCCACCGACCCUACCUACGCCCACGCAUGGCUGGGCGAAGGGCUCAUCGCUCUCUUGCUCGGUGAUUCGCACGAGGCUCUCAGCCACUUCACCCAUGCACUUGAAAUCGCCGAAUCGUCCUCUCUCAUCACGAAGCGGCAGUAUGCCGUUUCGAUCUUUGAUCAUCUUCUGGCAACUCCGACGGCAUCCAACGACCUGACCACGCUGAUCCAGCCCAUAUUCGCGCUCGAGCAGCUCUCGCGACAGGCACCCGCCGAUUUGCCUUACAAGCAUUUGUCUGCACUCUUCCUCGAACGGGUGGGCAACCACGAAGCUGCCACAGCAGCCCUCACAUCACUCUGCAUUGAGGCAGAAGCCGAGUACGAAGUGAACGAGUCGUUGCCUUCCCUUGCUCGAUUCGCCCAUGCCAAAUGCGAUCUCGCACGCAAUCUGCUUGCUACAGGCGACUUCGAAGCCGCAGCGGACAACGCAGAGACGGCGCUCGACCUCAGCGCCGAUGCCGAAAACAGCGGACUGGAAGCUUCAGCUCGGACGAAGCUUCGCCUGUCUGCGCAUCUCACGGCUGGCUCGGCCUUUCAUUACCUGCAGAAGCACAAAGACGCCAUUGGCAUGUUCCGUUCGGCGAUUCAGGAAAGCAACGCGGACCCCGAUGUGGUGUGUUCGCUGGUGCAGAUUCUAUGGGCACACGGCGGAGAGGACGAGAAGACUGUCGCGCGCGAACAACUCUUUGAAUGCGUGGAGAGCUGGCCCGAGCAUGUGAGGAGUGUGACCCUCCUCGGCGCCAUCUCCGCUCUGGAAGAUGAUGCAGAGUCGAUGGCUGCCGUUGAGGAUGACCUGGUGACGUUACGCACGAAGCAUGGUCUGACUAUGAGCGAACGCGGAGAGAUCGAGAACUUGCUGGCAGCAUGCGCAGCGCUUUCCGUCGAUUCUCCGGCUGACGGCGAUGUCAGGGCUCUGGCGGAAGCGCAAGCUGCCAUUGCUUUGCACCCGGAUGGCACGCAUGCUUGGAGCAAGCUGGCUGAGCUCAGUGGCGAUGUGUAUGCGAGCAGGAUGGCUUUGAAGACGGCGCAGAAGACCGUUCCACCAUGGGGAGAUGUGCAGGCAGAGGGGCUUGCGACGGCAUUUGCCGGCGUGGGAACGAUCAGUGAUGCGCAAAGGAGCUUGGUUCUUGCGCCAUGGUUGCGGGACGGAAGGGAUGCCUUGCAUGAAGCGCUAUCCGGUAGUAUUUGAUGGGGUGUGGAGUAGAUAUGAGAAGCAAUGAAGUGAGUGUA
Messenger RNA from Neohortaea acidophila, 4315 nucleotides. RefSeq lists its product as uncharacterized. Bases 78 to 4274 code for a protein of 1398 amino acids. The record is from RefSeq and is a predicted model, not a curated record. Gene Ontology annotation, molecular function: protein binding. Gene Ontology annotation, cellular component: Ski complex. Lineage: Eukaryota; Fungi; Ascomycota; Dothideomycetes; Mycosphaerellales; Teratosphaeriaceae. The transcript has a single exon.